Messenger RNA from Pyrgilauda ruficollis (rufous-necked snowfinch), 1330 nucleotides. RefSeq names its product transmembrane protein 14A (gene TMEM14A). Gene Ontology annotation, biological process: regulation of heme biosynthetic process. The transcript has 5 exons. Lineage: Eukaryota; Metazoa; Chordata; Aves; Passeriformes; Passeridae. The coding region runs from base 608 to 913 and encodes 101 amino acids. The record is from RefSeq and is a predicted model, not a curated record. Gene Ontology annotation, cellular component: mitochondrial membrane.
CGGGGCGGGGGGCCGCCCUCCGCAGGCGCCUGCCUUGGCCCGGGGGCUGCGCCGCGGCGCUGGGAAGCGAGAUGUGGGCUGCGGGUCCGGGCGAGGGGCGGCCACGAAGGCCAGGCACAUCAAAGGCCUGGCAAUCCCUGGCCCCUGCAUCCCUGGCUCCCGCCUCUGCAAACCUCGUUCUCCGGGGUGCCAGGGCCCCCUAAACCCACCUUUUGUCCUGAAGGGUUACGACUUGGGGAGGAGUGGGCUCGCUGCGAAUUGCUUACUUUAAAUACUAAAGGCUUGACAUGAAAUGCUGAGUGAGCACUCUUUGCUAGCACGCUUUAACACUUUGGUCAAGGGCACGCGCGCUGGGGUAUAAAGAAGGAUGUGCUUAAUUAAGUGUACGCUUAAUUUGGGAGGAGGAGGGGAAAGGUGUGCUCCACCGGCUGAUGGGAGAGAGGCCGCGCUGCUGCAGGGGCUCUCUGGCUGCAGAGCUCUGCCACUGGCGCCUUUACACAGCACUGCCAGGGAAGUACCGACCAGCAACACAACAGAACCUUAAAUGCUUUCUGCAGAACAGAAGCCUAACUUCAGACAGUGCAUCAAAAUAUAAAGAGUUGGGACCAUGGCUGUUGACUGGAUUGGUUUUGCAUAUGCUUCAUUGCUGGUGGUUGGAGGUGUUGUAGCAUACACUCGUAAAGGUAGUAAAAUCUCUUUAGCUGCUGGACUCACCUUUGGCUCCGUGGCUGGUUAUGGAGCUUACUGUGUAACGUGUGAUCCGAGAAAUGUGAAGAUAUCAUUGUUUUCAUCUUUUCUUUUGACCAUUAUAAUGGGAAUGAGGUUCAAGAGGUCCAAGAAAUUAAUGCCAGCCGGACUAGUAGCAUGCCUGAGCCUUUUGAUGAUUUUGAGGCUUGUUUUUAUGCUGCUGUAGGAGAAUUUGGAACUGAAUAUGAUUGCCAUGCCCACCAAACAGACAUGCUCUCUGUACUUGAAAGACAAGAUUGAACACAAGUCUUACACUGCAUUUAUAUUUUCUGUAAAAGAUCUGUACCUGUUAAUUGAUUAUUGACAUGUACUGAUAUUUUAAAAGCUUUUUUUAAAAACUAAAGCAAGUGUUUAGUUGGUGUAUUUUGAUCUACUUUCAUUUAAGCAGUCUAUUAAUUCAUGGAAUUUUUCUUUGUAAGUUUGAUCUGUUUUAGGGGUGCAGAGCGCCCCAGGAAAUUGAAUUACUCUUGCACUGUAUCUCUGAAAGAAUAUCUAUAAAUACAUGUUUAUGCUAAAAAGGUAUCUUGUAUUGAAGUAUAAUUUGUAGUUUCUGAGAUUAAAUAAUCAGUUCUAAAUCAAAAAA